Molecule: messenger RNA, 537 nt
Organism: Lactuca saligna
Lineage: Eukaryota; Viridiplantae; Streptophyta; Magnoliopsida; Asterales; Asteraceae
Source: the annotation of a GenBank genome assembly
AUGUCCAGAGUGAGUAAGGACGGUUUAGUUCGACAUUUUUUUCAUAGACCAUCCAAAGCGUACACCACAGGAACAAGGAAACGAAGAAAGGUGCAUAGUGAGAUUGAUGGGAGCGAGACUAGAUGGCAUAAAACUGGUAAGACGAGGCCAGUUUUUCUGAAAACAAAAGUUAAAGGCUACAAGAAGAUACUUGUGCUUUACGCUAACUAUGGGAAGCAAAAAAAGCCAGAAAAAACGAAUUGGGUAAUGCAUCAAUACCAUUUGGGUAACAAUGAAGAUGAAAAAGAAGGUGAAUUGGUUGUAUCUAAGAUUUUCUACCAAACACAGCCUAGACAAUGUGGCUCCAACGUUGUCAAAGACAAUAUAAUAUCUCCCCUUGUGAAAUCAAAUGGUCGAAAUGCACAUGAAGUUACUCAUGCUACUAAUAAUACCACCUUCGUCGAGUACUUCAGCCCCUCGCUCGUUUCUUACCAGCAAAAUCUUCAACAACAUGAUCAUGAUUUGAAUUUUCAUGAUGGAUCUUCGGUUGUACCAUGA